GAACUGAGAGCAAAAUCCAAACUCCUUUAGUUGAUAUUAAAAUCAACCAAGAAAUCUAUAUGAUGAAUGAUACCGAAAUAAAUGAUAUCAGUUAUCAUGCGUCUGCAACAGCCUCAACGAUGACCCUUGUUAACUCCCAUACGGUGUACACACUUAAUGGAACAAUCAGAGUGAAGAUUGUACUGUUUGACCACAAGCAGAGACCCAAAACCCGAGGUGGAGACAUGCUUAUCUUAUGGAUGCGAGACAGAAGCAAAGGAGCUGCUUCAGCAGGAUCCGUUACUGACCAUGACAAUGGGACAUACACAGGUAUUCUGCGCAUCUUGUGGACCGGGCAAGCUGUCAUCCGUGCAGCAAUAUUGUGUACAAGAGAAAAAAUGGCUUUCAUGCACAGGGAAUUGAGGAAAGGAUAUGUCAUUUGUCCCAGCCCCAAACGCAGCGAUGGCUUCAAACAUCCCUUGCAGAAGGGCAAACUUCCGGAACACCUGGCUGUCAAACCCUUUUUGGGCCCCCAUGGUCUACCUAUGUCGUUUGAAAAUGCCAACAGGACUGCGAUUCGACCAUGUUUUGUCCAUCUAGACGAAAUACCUUCCGGUUCUAGAGAUAUUGUUCUCAUUCAUCUUUACGCUCAUUUCCAAGUGUUUCCUCUACACGUGUUUAAGGCUCGAAUGAAGUAUAUAAGACUAGCAACAGAGAGACUUCUGAUACGAUCACCCGAUAUAAAAAUUGUCAUUAAAGGACCACACUAUUUCAUUAAACAUAGUACACGGAACACUUUAGGUGGAUUGUGGGGACCUCUAUAUGAUAAAAUCAUCAGACAAGAAUUUGUUUCUCUUUAUGCUCGUGUCAUUUACCUCGAUGUUUGGGACAUGCACGUUACUGGUGAGAAUUCUGACGUUCAUCCUUCUGAAGGAUUGUUAAAGACGAUGCUUCGCACUUUGUUCGGAUAUGUGUGUUCAAAAUGAGGAUAACCUUUGGCCAUGUAAGUUAUCAUACAUUAUCAUAUAUUUAACGAGUCGCUAAUUGUGGCGUUUUUCAAGAAUACACUAUGUUUGUACAUGCAUUUAAAUAGUUGAAAUGAACAAUGCUACAUUCAUGCAAUAUUCUGUUUCU
Messenger RNA from Haliotis rubra (blacklip abalone), 1113 nucleotides. Its product is annotated as NXPE family member 3-like. NCBI's taxonomy places the organism in Eukaryota, Metazoa, Mollusca, Gastropoda, Lepetellida, Haliotidae. The transcript has 4 exons. Bases 60 to 965 code for a protein of 301 amino acids. The record is from RefSeq and is a predicted model, not a curated record.